AGGAAUGCCCAGGAUGCUACUCAUUUGACAAGAAAGCACAAGCAACACGGAGUUGGAGGAGUGUGCAUUCCCAGCAGUGUACGAUGUAUCAGCCAGCAAUAUUGGGUCAAAGGACAAGUUCACUGAGACCGUGGAUGACAGCCCUUAUUGUCACAGCUGUUGUGUUGGUUCUAGCGAUAAUCAUCGGUCUCCUUGUUUAUUUUUUGGCGUUUGAUCAGAAAUUUUACUAUUACCAGACCUCAUUCCAGAUCCCCAGUAUUGAAUAUAAUCCUGACUUUUCAGCUGAACACUCAAAAAUGAGAAGAGACUUGAAACAAAAAGUCAAUAAUGAAAUAGAGAAUAUAUUUCGAAGAUCCAGUUUAAAUCAUCAUUACAUCAAGUCUCAUGUUGUUGACUUUAGUUCAAGUAAUGACGGUUUGAAAACAGACGUAUUGCUUAAGUUUCAGUUUGCUUCUAACCAUGCAGACACAGUAAAAAGGCAAGCUGACAACAUUUUGCAUCAGAAGUUGAAAUCAAAUGAAAGCUUCCUGAAGAUAGAUACUUCAUUACCUUUUCUGAAAGAUAUGAAUGAAGCAGAAGCAGAACACAUUCUGAACAGCUGUUGUGGACGAGGGAGGGAAUUUCCAUCUAUGGAAAGAAUUGCUGAUGGUUAUCCUGCAAAGAAAGCUGAUUGGCCCUGGCAAGCCAGCCUGCAAAUGGACGGCAUCCACUUCUGUGGAGCUUCUUUGAUCAGUGAGGAGUGGCUCCUGACCGCUGCUCACUGCUUUGACAUUUACAAAAACCCCAAACUCUGGAUGGCUAGUUUUGGAACAACUCUCAGCCCUCCACUGAUGAGAAGAAAGAUACAAUCAAUCAUCAUUCAUGAAAACUAUGCUGCCCAUAAGCAUGAUGACGACAUCGCUGUGGUGAAGCUCUCCACCCCUGUCCUAUUUUCCAAUGAUGUGGGCAGAGUCUGUCUCCCAGAUGCUACUUUUGAAGUCUUGCCUCAGAGUUCAGUGUUUGUCACUGGAUGGGGAGCAUUAAAAGCUAAUGGUCCCUUUCCCAAUACUCUGAGACAAGUUGAAGUAGAGAUCAUAAGUAAUGAUAUAUGUAAUCAAGUUCAUGUAUAUGGUGGUGCCGUAUCAUCAGGAAUGAUAUGUGCUGGAUUCUUAACAGGAAAACUAGAUGCCUGUGAGGGUGAUUCUGGAGGACCUCUGGUUAUAGCACGUGAUAGAAACAUCUGGUAUCUUAUUGGAAUAGUAAGCUGGGGAAUAGACUGUGGAAAAAAAAAUAAGCCUGGAAUUUAUACCAAAGUGACUCGUUAUCGGGACUGGAUUAAAUCUAAAACCAACAUCUAAUGCAACAAUCACCUCUACGUGCAAAAUGUAAAUGUGGUCUCUAGCAAAUUGUGUUGAGUAUGUGUUGCGAUGUAUAAGGUCAUUGAAUUCAAGAUGCAAAUAAGCAUGAUCUGACAAUAUUCCUCUUAAACAUGAGGAAAGCAUCUUGUUUUACAUCAUCUGAAGUGUUUUGCUAACCAUGAGCAUACAAAAUACUGUCAGCUCCACAAAGAGCUGCCAUUGCUGCCAAAUGUCUCUCAUUAUCUCCUUGUCCUUCUUUCUGUUCCUAGUAUGUACUACUCAUUUUAGAAUAAUCCCGUUUAAUCAGACAAGUGCCAACGGCUAAGCAUUCUCUAUUUUUUUCCUGACAAGGCAGGCUACCCUUCCCUGACUCCACAGUUUGUAUCUCCUUCACUAAAUAAUCCUCAUUAAGAAUCUAUAGGCUCACAGUACCAAAUAAAUCAAGGUAAUUCGUUUGGACCAAAGCGAACCCAGACGAUGGAGAGGCACUGGAGGUGAAACAGGGAUUUACGAGAUGGCAUUACUAUGAGUCCUUUCCCCUUUGCCCUCAGAUGCACAGGUACCUGUUUCUGAAACUUGAAAAAAAUUGACAUAUACAUUUACACCUAGUUGUACAGAUUUUAUCUUUUUUUAUUAUGCCCAGUUAGCCACCGUAUAGUACAUCACCAGUUUUUGAUGUAGUGUU
Messenger RNA from Mustela erminea (ermine), 2022 nucleotides. Its product is annotated as transmembrane protease serine 11G-like. Gene Ontology annotation, cellular component: extracellular region; plasma membrane. Lineage: Eukaryota; Metazoa; Chordata; Mammalia; Carnivora; Mustelidae. The transcript is spliced from 10 exons. Gene Ontology annotation, biological process: proteolysis. Gene Ontology annotation, molecular function: serine-type endopeptidase activity. The record is from RefSeq and is a predicted model, not a curated record. The coding region runs from base 84 to 1337 and encodes 417 amino acids.